AUGUUCUUCAACGCCGCCACUUUUGCCACCGUUGCUCUCGCUACCUACGCUGCUGCCACCCCCGCCGUCGUAGCACGCACCGAGCCCCACCCUUCCAGCAGCAACUGCGGCACCACCACCAUCGAGUGCUGCAAAGACGUGGGGACUGCUACCUCCCUCGAGAGCCCCCUCAAGUCUGCCUUCAUCCAGCACGGCUUGGUCUCGAGCCUGCUCGUUGCGCUCGGCGUCGUUAAAGUCGUCGACGUGGUUUUGGGCGUCGUUGUUGACCCGAACGUCGUCCUGGGCUUGACCUGCUCCACGGUCGCCGUCGGAGGAUCCUGUAAUGCGCAGCAAGUCUGCUGUGAAAAUGUUGCAUUCAAUGGCUUGGUCAACGUUGGCUGCACUGCCAUCGAUAUCUUGUAA
This is a messenger RNA of Pleurotus ostreatus (oyster mushroom), 402 nucleotides long. RefSeq lists its product as uncharacterized. The record is from RefSeq and is a predicted model, not a curated record. The transcript has 3 exons. Bases 1 to 402 code for a protein of 133 amino acids. Lineage: Eukaryota; Fungi; Basidiomycota; Agaricomycetes; Agaricales; Pleurotaceae. Gene Ontology annotation, cellular component: fungal-type cell wall. Gene Ontology annotation, molecular function: structural constituent of cell wall.